This is a messenger RNA of Salvelinus sp. IW2-2015, 2930 nucleotides long. It is a transcript of the gene casp7, whose product is annotated as caspase 7, apoptosis-related cysteine peptidase. Gene Ontology annotation, cellular component: cytoplasm. NCBI's taxonomy places the organism in Eukaryota, Metazoa, Chordata, Actinopteri, Salmoniformes, Salmonidae. Gene Ontology annotation, biological process: proteolysis; apoptotic process; positive regulation of neuron apoptotic process. The record is from RefSeq and is a predicted model, not a curated record.
CCGCUACUUUCACUUUCUUCUGGUGAGCUGAAGGUGCAUCAUCUUGACGAACACGAAUUAGUCUAGUUAUGCUAUAUAGCGAACUAGCUAUUAUAUUCUGCCCAGCUUUGACAGACACAAGGUAUUUCCCUAGAUGACAAACGGCUUAAAACAAAAAUGGCGGCAGAAGAACCUGAUGUUACUCAGCUAGAGGGAGAAGUCGUGGAGCUUGAAGAUGCAACAGAUGCCAAACCUGACCGAAAGGGAAGAUUCCUCCUCUUUGGACUUAAGAAGAAUAAGGAUGGCAAGACGCGGGAGCAGGACUACUCCUCUGAAAGCCAUUACAGAAUCGUUUCACCAACAUUCCAGUAUAAGAUGAGCCACCAGCGAGUGGGCAAGUGCAUCAUAAUCAACAACAAGAACUUUGACGAAAAYACGGGGAUGAAUGUCCGCAAUGGCACGGAUCGAGACGCAGGCGAAUUGUUUAAGUGCUUUAAGAGCCUGGGCUUCGACGUCUGCAUCUACAACGACCAGACGUGUGAGAAGAUGGAGCGUCUUCUCCGAGAGGCCUCAGAGGAGGACCACAGCGACAGCUCCUGCUUUGCCUGCAUCCUGCUGAGUCACGGUGAGGAGGGUAUGAUCUAUGGCACUGACGGAGCCAUGCCCAUCAAGAGCAUGACCUCACUCUUCAGGGGUGACAUGUGCAAGAGUCUAGUGGGCAAGCCCAAACUCUUCUUCAUCCAGGCUUGUCGAGGUUCUGAGUUCGAUGAUGGCAUACAGACUGAUUCCGGGCCCCCCAAUGAUACCCUGGAAACGGAUGCAAAUCCCAGGCACAAGAUUCCUGUCGAGGCAGAUUUCCUUUUUGCCUACUCCACCGUGCCAGGGUACUAUUCGUGGAGGAACCCUGGGCGCGGCUCCUGGUUUGUCCAGGCUCUCUGCAACGUCCUCAAUGAGUUUGGUAAGCAGCUGGAGAUCAUGCAGAUCCUCACACGUGUCAACUACAUGGUGGCCACCAGCUUCGAGUCCUGGUCCGAGGACCCACGUUUCAGCGAGAAGAAACAGAUCCCCUGCGUGGUCUCCAUGCUGACCAAGGAGCUGUAUUUUAACUGACCGUCAUUGACCACUGACUGACAGACUGACGAGACUAACUAAACCACGCACUAACCGAGCGGUCGAAAAAUUCAGGGUUGAUCCAGGUCCAGCAGGAUGCUGCGCGGUUUGGGAGAGAAUGCCGUUUUGCACGUAGCUGGGCACAAAACAAGCUCUCCAAAUCAAUUUCUACAGUGGCACGCUGCGUUCAUGUGUUGGUGGUGAUACUUGCCUCCUCUUCAGGUUAUUCCGAGGAAUAAUGAUGUCACAUUUGAUCUGGUUUUUGUCAACAGGCUGUGUGAAAUAUCCAUGUUAUUUUACUGACCCGGGAAAUUUGCUGCCAGUUCUGUAGGGUUGUUAAAAUGUUAGGAAUCAGUUGUAUCUGAAAUCUGUAAUAUCUGAACAUGUUCUUGUUCAUUUUCCAGCUUGUCCAAAUUUGGACAUGCAUACAAGCAUUUGAUUGAUUGGCCAAGAUCCCAGCUAACAUUAUUUAUGCCUCGGGGCAUUUAUUUUAGUUUUGGAGGGAAGGGUGCAUUUCUUGACAUGAAGUAGUAGAUUUCCAGAGACAUUGGCUAUGUCUGAAAACUGGCUUGCCUACUACUCAAGCUGCAUACUGUGUACUGAUCGUACUACAUACUAUUUAGAACGUACUGUUCAGUAAAAACAAAUGCAGUAAGCAACACAUCUCAGCAUACUAGGCUCAUCCUACUAAGAAUGCCUAAUCUAAUUCGCAAUUGCGUUGAGCACUGCCAUUAUCAGCUGUUGUCAGACACGUGGGUCUCGAAAGACGGUUCUCUUACUAAGUCGUGUGCAGCAAAUUCUGAAAUAAUAAGCUGAAAUAAGUAUGACAUCUUGGCAUUUUAAAGCAUACUAAAUUUCACAUAAUAUAAAACGUAAUUUUUUUCGCAUACCCAAAAUGCCUUAUAUUUAGAACGCAAGUAUGGGUAAUUGGACACGGCCACUUGUGAGAACGUUUAUGAAACAAUCGUACUUGAACGUUCUACUAAAACGUUCUACAAGUGUUUGGGGAUUAUUUGCUGAUGAUGUUAUAGAACCACACGGAAACCAGAUAAAACAUUCCUUUAAGCUGUAAGGAUCCUAGUUGGUUGGGAGAGCCGUGUCUCAUUAAGUCAAAAUGCUGUGAUGUGUAAGGACAUCAGACUAUUAGAGGGGACUAGCUUAUUGCAGUAGCAUACGGGUCAGUUUAAAAGCACCUUAUGAAAGAUCACGGCAAUAUGCUGAAUUUCAACUGACCCAGGAGGGUAGCGGCUGGAAAAUGUACAAUUACAUUUUUGGCUAUUUGUCUUAAUGUUUUUAUAAUAUCAUUCAUCCUCAAAAGGGAUUAGGUCUCUCUCAAAGAGCAAUCACUUGUCAUUUGACCCCAUGUAACAGCGGUAACAAAGUCAAGUACGAAUAAUUUAACUAUUCAUACCAAGAAUGCACUCCCAGCAGUGACUGUCAAAGAUUACAUUUUACUGUCAUCCUCAGGUUUCUUUGUGAGUGAGAUUWAUUUUUUGUGGAUUUCUUUGAGUUUCACUGGCACAAUUGUCAGGAAAGAGUGCUAAUCUGUUGCAUGAAGAAAAAAAGAAAAACYAAUGUUUUAUGUGGAUUUUGGUCAAGGGUACAGGAAAUGUUCCAUCAUACCACAAGCAAGGAGGAUUUGAGAUUUUGCCAGUUUAUAUGUACAUACAUUUAUUCAUUAGGUUGAAGAUGAUGAAGCUGUCAGUAAAGCAAAAGACAACUUUUAUUGCUUGUCAUUCUAACUUUAUCCACCGGAGUCAAUGUAUUUACACUGAGUAUACAAAACAUUAAGAACACCACGACAUAGACUGACCAGGUGAAUCCAAUGAUCCCUUAUUGAU